UCGAAUUAAAAAUAUAUAUAAACUCGAAGCGCAUCUGCUUUCGAAAAAAAAUAAAAAAAAUUGGAUUUUGGAAUUUUCCGGUGGAGUGAAAAGCUUCGUGCUUGGGUUCGUCGAUUCUAGGGUUUGUUCUUGUUCUCUCGCAUCGCUUGAUCGAUCUCUAUCGUUAUCAUCUGAUCAUCUUCUUCUCCGUCGCGUUUGGAUGGCUGAAGAGUUUGUUUUCUAUAGUUGAAGUGUGAUUGUACUCUGGAUGAUGAGGAUAUGGACUCUGUAUAGUAUAUUGAUUUCCUCUGUGUGGACCUGACCAAGCCAAGAAUCUUUCUGAUUGGCUCCAACUUUAGGCACGUGUCUCGAGUUGCAAGUUAGAUAGAUGGAGGACGAUGGAGAAAUGGGGAUGUUCUCCAAGAAUCCAGUUGAAAUGGUGGAGUCCCGCGGUGUAAUGUUCUCUUGCUUUGUUGCUGCUCUUGUUGGUAUUUUGACUAUAGCCUACACUGCUUUCCAGUGGAGAAGGAAUAUCAACUUGAGUUGGACAAAAGCCAUAGCCAGGUCGAAGAAGAAUCCAAAGGCGCGGCAUAAGACUCCCGUUGCUCCGCACAGCUGGGAGCUUCACUCUAUAUCUCGCGCCAAGAACUUGAACUGCUGUGUAUGCUUGAAGUCGAUGUCGCCGUCGCAGACGAUUGUAGCUUCUGAAACUUUUGUCCACAGGUGUACUAUCUGUGGUGCAGCAGCGCAUUUUAGUUGUUCGUCAAGUGCUCCUAAAGAUUGCAAAUGCGUCUCCAUGGUUGGGUAUGAGCAUGUGGUGCACCAGUGGGCGGUGCGGUGGACGGAAGGUGCUGAUCAGACUGAUGAUUCUUCGUUUUGUAGCUACUGUGACGAGUCGUGUAGUAGCUCCUUUCUUGGGGGUUCGCCUAUAUGGUGCUGCUUGUGGUGUCAGCGUCUUGUCCAUGUUGACUGUCACAGUAAUAUGUCGAGUGAGACAGGGGACGUUUGUGAUCUAGGCCCUCUUAGAAGGUUAAUUUUGUGCCCUCUUUAUGUCAAGGAAUUGGCUCGGAAUCCAUCUGGAGGGUUUUUGAGCACGAUCACGCAUGGCGCAAAUGAACUUGCGUCUACCGUCCGUGCCAGUAUCAGGAGUCAAAGUAAAAGAUACAAGCAAGGAAAUGAAACUUCAGUGGAUUCGGGUAAUAGUGGUAGCAAUUGUGAUGAAUCGACGGAAAGCACAGCUGAUACUGGUCCGGCUGUUAAUGGCACCCAUGCCGUGUUGGAAAAUUCAGGGAGCGUUAUGAAUGGAGGUUCCUCUCACGGGGACAGUGAUAGCAAUGGCAAGCUGGAGAAGAAGCCCAGUGUUAAAAGAAGCGGGUCUUUUGGCCAGAAAGAUGAACAUCAGGCACUAAGGUCGAAACUUAAGUAUGAGCUAGCUGAUUUGCCUUCUGAUGCAAGACCGUUGUUGGUUUUCAUUAACAAAAAGAGUGGUGCUCAACGAGGUGAUUCCCUUCGUCAGCGCCUUAAUCUUCUUCUAAAUCCUGUGCAGGUCUGUGAAUUGAGUUCAGCGCAGGGACCAGAAGUGGGACUGUUCCUCUUCAGGAAGGUUCCUCACUUUAGAGUUCUUGUCUGUGGUGGAGAUGGCACUGCUGGUUGGGUAUUAGAUGCCAUAGAUAAACAGAAUUUUGUCUCUCCUCCUGCGGUGGCUAUCCUGCCUGCUGGAACUGGGAAUGAUCUAGCCCGGGUAUUGAACUGGGGUGGUGGUUUGGGUUCUGUCGAGAGACAAGGAGGCUUAUCUACAGUAUUACAGAACAUUGAACAUGCAGCAGUCACUGUCCUUGAUCGUUGGAAAGUAUCGAUUCUGAAUCAGCAAGGAAAGCAGCUCCAGCCACCAAAAUAUAUGAACAAUUAUAUAGGUGUUGGGUGUGAUGCGAAGGUUGCCCUUGAUAUUCACAAUCUACGGGAGGAGAAUCCAGAGAGAUUUUAUAGCCAGUUUAUGAACAAAGUUCUAUAUGCUAGAGAAGGUGCAAGGAGUAUAAUGGACAGAACGUUCGAAGAUUUCCCAUGGCAAGUUCGUGUUGAGGUGGAUGGUGUUGAAAUCGAGGUUCCUGAGGAUGCUGAAGGAGUGCUUGUUGCAAACAUCGGAAGUUACAUGGGAGGUGUGGAUUUGUGGCAGAAUGAAGAUGAAACAUAUGAAAACUUCGAUCCUCAAUCCAUGCACGACAAGAUAGUAGAAGUCGUGAGUAUAUCUGGAACAUGGCACCUUGGCAAACUUCAGGUUGGGUUAUCCCGUGCCAGAAGGUUAGCUCAAGGGCAAUCAGUCAAGAUACAACUCUGUGCACCGUUGCCUGUGCAAAUCGAUGGAGAACCUUGGUUUCAACAACCUUGUACCUUAACCAUAUCGCACCAUGGCCAGGCUUUCAUGCUGAAGAGAGCGGCAGAGGAGCCACUGGGUCACGCAGCGGCUAUAAUCACAGAUGUUCUAGAAAAUGCAGAAACCAAUGAAGUGAUCAACGCUUCACAGAAACGAGCUCUGCUUCAAGAAAUGGCUCUACGGCUAACUUGAAAAAGAAACCUUCCCUCUUCAACAACCAAUCAACCAUCAUUGGCUAGUCACUGUCUUAUAGAAGUUUUAAAGUGUGUAUUUAUAAUGAAAAAGCGGGUUAUGUGUGGAAUUAGGAAAAAAAGAAAAAGAAAAUGGAACCUGGUUCCAAGAAUUUUGGCUGUUCUCAACGUGUUGUGCCAUAAAGUCGUGUGUGGAACUGAUACAAAGCUUGUUAAAUUAUCUAUCAUCUUUUUUUCCCAGAA
Messenger RNA from Brassica rapa (field mustard), 2784 nucleotides. RefSeq names its product diacylglycerol kinase 1. Gene Ontology annotation, molecular function: ATP-dependent diacylglycerol kinase activity. The record is from RefSeq and is a predicted model, not a curated record. NCBI's taxonomy places the organism in Eukaryota, Viridiplantae, Streptophyta, Magnoliopsida, Brassicales, Brassicaceae. Gene Ontology annotation, biological process: phospholipase C-activating G protein-coupled receptor signaling pathway. Gene Ontology annotation, cellular component: membrane.